Nakaseomyces glabratus is the source of this 726-nucleotide messenger RNA. It is a transcript of the gene MRPS17, whose product is annotated as mitochondrial 37S ribosomal protein uS17m. Gene Ontology annotation, molecular function: structural constituent of ribosome. Gene Ontology annotation, cellular component: mitochondrion; ribosome. Lineage: Eukaryota; Fungi; Ascomycota; Saccharomycetes; Saccharomycetales; Saccharomycetaceae. The record is from RefSeq and is a predicted model, not a curated record. Gene Ontology annotation, biological process: translation.
AUGGCAAGACAGAAUUUCAUUGGUUUGGUGGUGUCUCAAGGGAAGAUGCAAAAGACGGUCAAAGUCAGAGUGGAGAGGAAAGUGUUUGACAAGAGAAUUAAUAAAGAAUUGAUGAAAAGAAAGGAUUUCCUUGUCCACGAUGAAGGUGAAAUCACUCGUGAAGGUGACUUGGUCCGUAUAGAGGCUACCAGACCUUUAUCUAAAUGGAAGUCUUUUGCCAUUGCAGAGAUUAUCAGAAACAAAGGUCAACAAUUUGCUCUUUUUGAAUCACAAGCCAAGGAUGACGUCUUAAAAGAGGAAAUGCAAAAAACAAAAGAGUUCUUGGAGAGAAGAGAAGCCAGACUAGGCCACACGGAUAGCCAACUUCUAAAGGAUGUCAAGUUUUUACAGUCAUAUUUUGGGAAAGUCAACAGUGAAGGUGGAAAUGAGGCACAAGCAAAUGAGUUGAAGCAGGAAUUGGAAAAGAUAAAGCAAAGAUACGGUGUACAAGAGUUCACCCCCAAUACAGUUAAGCAACUGAUAAAAUUAGAUAUUCAAGGAGUCGAAGAAGACUUAAUAGAGCAAAAGUCUAAGAUAGAUGCCAUGCAGGGCAAACUCAACGACCUAUUGCAAGAACCUUCAAAAUGUAUAGAAUAUCUUAAACAAAGAGGUGUCGAGUCCCCAGAACUAUUGCAGAAAAAUAUAAUGAAAAACCUUGUACGGAAGCACGUCUUAAAGGAACUAUAA